CAUCACUGAUAUCAUUUACCACUAAAGGUAAUUUAUAGCUCUGAUGCUGAGCCUGCCUUUAACACCGGAUCAAACUUUCAUCUCCGCUGAGUCAGCGUCUCCGCUCCGACCCGACUGGCCGCCUCUCCGCUCUCAAUCCUCCAGACUUCACCAACUUCUGAACUUCACUUCUCCGUCAGGCCCAAAGCUCCAACAUGGCCGCUGCCGAGGUAACGUACGCCGAUGUGAAGCUGCCUAAAUCCAAGGUCAAAGCUGAUAAUCGUUUAUUACCCGAAGUCACUUACUCUGAAGUCAGGCGCCUGAGAAAACUCACAGAAGACUCUCAACCAUUUGAUUCAACCAAAACGAGGAAAACUCAACCCAGAUGUCGGAUAAAACCUGGACUCACCGCAGAGCGAGCGGCUCUGCUGGUUCUCAGCGUUCUGCUGGCGGCGGCCGUCAUCGCCCUCUCCGUCACCCUCACCGAUGCAUCAUAUCGAUCACUUCCAACAUGUCCAACAUGUCCAACAUGUCCUGCAGUAAAAAAUGAAACAUUUCUGGAGUGUGAACCAGGCUGGGAGAAACAUGGAGGAAACUGUUAUUAUUUCAACACCAAUAAAUCCUCCUGGACUGACAGCAGACGUUCCUGCACUGAUCUGGGAUCAGACCUGGUGAAGAUCGACAGCAGAGAGGAGCAGAUGUUCCUGGAGAUGAAACUGAGAGGCUUGAUGAUGAACCAAACAGAGAAAUUCUGGAUCGGACUGACAGACUCGAAGGAAGAAGGCAAAUGGUUCUGGGUAAAUGGAUCAUCUCUAGAUGAAAGGUUUGAAGGUCCUUGAAAAUAUCCUGGUGUAUUUUAACAUCUGAUGGAUUUUUUAAGAUGUUUAUCUUGUUUUAAAUCACAGUCUGAGUUUUUGGAGUGAAGACCAACCUGGAAGCAAACAUGGAGGAAAUAAAACUAAAGAUAAGGACUGUGUGACGAUGAGAAAGAAAAGAAAAGAUGACCUGAAUAACUGGUUUGGUAGAUCCUGUGAUGAAACUAACAGAAGCAUCUGUGAGAAAGCAGCAAAUGUGUCUCAAUGUUUUUGUCUGUGAAGAUAAUUCAGUUUACAAAAUAAAUAUAUCUUCUGAUUAAUCUCAUUGGCUGUAAGACAAAGAAAAUAAAACAUGAAAAAAC
This is a messenger RNA of Poecilia latipinna (sailfin molly), 1156 nucleotides long. RefSeq names its product hepatic lectin-like. NCBI's taxonomy places the organism in Eukaryota, Metazoa, Chordata, Actinopteri, Cyprinodontiformes, Poeciliidae. The coding region runs from base 195 to 818 and encodes 207 amino acids. The transcript has 6 exons. The record is from RefSeq and is a predicted model, not a curated record.